ACCCAUUUGUUUAUUAGCCAUAAAUACAAAUUUAGUUUAAAAAGUUGUACUAUGCUCCUACCUCACUCUUUGAAAACGAAUUACUACUACUAUUUGCGAUUUCUUCAGACCCGCCGUCAGCCGCAGCAAUGUUUUCCGACAACGUCGUUAUCAGUAAUAUCAUAGCCGGCGGCUUGUCGGCUGGGAUUACGGGUUCCGUGCUCAAAUUAUUGGAAAUAACUGCUACCAGAGGCGUAUUUGAUCAGAAACUGAAUAGGAAGCUGGUGCACAUUAGCUUUGGAUUAGUCUUCAUGCUUUGCUGGCCUCUGUUCAGUUCUGGUUGUGCUGGAGCAGUUGUAGCAUCUCUCAUUCCCGGUAUGAAUGUCGUCAACAUGCUUCUUUUGGGAUCCGGGAUACGGAAGGACGACGCAACUGUCAAGUCGAUGACAAGGACCAAUGACCAUAGGGAGCUACUGAAGGGGCCGUUGUGUUAUAUUUCCGUGUUGACACUUGUCACUGCAUUCUACUGGCGAACGUCUCCUAUCGCGAUUGCAGUAUUCUGCAACGUGUGUGCUGGUGAUGGCAUGGCUGACAUUUUUGGGAGGCGGUUCGGGCGCAAAAAACUUCCCUACAACAGAGACAAGUCCGUGGCUGGUACCGUAGCGAUGGCAUGUGCCGGUUUCUUGGCUUCUGUCGGAUACAUGCUCUACUUCUCGGGGUUGGGCUACAUCGAAGCAAGCUUCAAAUUGGUGACUAAGUUUUUGGUAGUGUCCAUUGCUUCUGCAUUAGUUGAAUCUCACCCUAAAAGCACUCAACUUGAUGACAAUUUCACAGUACCAUUGGCUGUCUUCUUGUUUGGCACUUUGCUCUUUUGACCUUGUAACACCACUUCUUUCUCAGUAGUAUAUGUCUUCUUCUUGUGAGAAUAAUAUUUGCUCUCUAUCAGCUUUUAGCAGUAUGUAUUAGCACUCACGUGCGCUCUUUCACCGAGCAUAUGAACUAUCUACUAAAUUUAUCGUGAUGAAUAUCAUUUUCUACUAACAAUUUUUAAUUAA
Salvia splendens (bonfire salvia) is the source of this 1034-nucleotide messenger RNA. Its product is annotated as farnesol kinase, chloroplastic. Gene Ontology annotation, molecular function: kinase activity. Lineage: Eukaryota; Viridiplantae; Streptophyta; Magnoliopsida; Lamiales; Lamiaceae. The record is from RefSeq and is a predicted model, not a curated record. The transcript is spliced from 6 exons. Bases 129 to 854 code for a protein of 241 amino acids.